AGUAAAUUGUGUUCAAUGCAUUUGAAAAUGAAGAUAUAACUGUUAAUGAAUACCAUAAUAAUUAGAAAAUACUAAUUGGAGAAAUUGUAUUUUAUCUGCUUCUACGGAUAUCACACCACUAGAAAAGAAGAUAUUAAAGGAUAUAUCUUGGGCUGUGAAGUUGAAAUUAUUAAGCGAUACUACAGAAGAAGAAAAGAAGAAAACACACAGAAAUAUAGGUGUUGCAGCUUUAAUUUCACCAAGACGUUCAAUUUACGCUACCGAUGAUAUGAAUACUGAAAGAAAAGCGUAUGUAAUACCACUAGUUAUAUCAAAAAAGAAUCUAGUAACCGAAGAAAGUAUAUGUGCCUACAAACAUAUGUACGAUAAAUCGACAAAAGGGACAAUAGGACCUUUGAAACUGAGAAGAUUUUAUGAAAUAGAGAAGAAGAAAGAAACAAAUAAACGCGAUAGUAACAAUAAAGAUUCUGCAAUACCAUUUGAAGAAACACAACACAAUAAACAAAAUUUUGAUAAGCAGUUACCAAUGAGACGCCAAGAGGAUAUCGAAGCUACAAUAACUAACGUACCACAGAAUACAGAUGAUACCGACAUGAAGAAGAAGUUGUUUAGUUUAAUGCAUGAAUCUAUAAGAGACAGUGAUCUUAAAAUAAAGAGAGCACAACUUCUUAAACACAAUUAUGAAAAUUCCUCAGUUUUCCAAAUCGGUUACCUUAUGGGAGAUAUCACAGACAAAUAUAAUAUAAUGACAGAUGUAUCGAUGACAAUGAAAGAAAACUUUAAUGAAUGGAAACCAAUGGAGCAUAUAAAUGCAUAUGAGCAGAUUGCUAAUCAAGCAAUCGAAGUGAGCCACCUCAUAGAUUUGAUUAAAACCAUUCAUAAACAAAAUGGAACCGCAUUAUAAAAUAUUGGUCUAACCAAUUCUAUUACAAAAUUACCAAACCUACAACUUUAGGCAUACAUAGUGUUGGAUUACAAUCCAGUUUUGUAUCAAACUACA
This is a messenger RNA of Achroia grisella, 1000 nucleotides long. RefSeq lists its product as uncharacterized. The transcript is spliced from 2 exons. Bases 269 to 904 code for a protein of 211 amino acids. The record is from RefSeq and is a predicted model, not a curated record. NCBI's taxonomy places the organism in Eukaryota, Metazoa, Arthropoda, Insecta, Lepidoptera, Pyralidae.